AUGGCAGGAGCCAGAAUUUCUGAGGAUGAGUUUAUGUGUUCAGUGUGUCUGCGUCUCCUGACAGAACCAGUGGCUCUUCAUUGUGGACACAGUUACUGCAGGAGCUGUAUUACAAGGUGUUGGGAUCAGGAGGAUGAGAACAGUCUCUACAGAUGUCCUCAGUGCAGACAGACCUUCAGCCCAAGACCUGCUUUAGGUAAAAACACCUUGCUGGCUGAAGUGGUGGAGAAACUGAAGAAGACUACACUUACUUCUGACUGUUACGCUGGAGCUGGAGAUGUUCAGUGUGACGUCUGUACUGGAAGAAAAUACAAAGCUGUCAAGUCCUGUCUGAUGUGUCAGGAAUCUUACUGUAAAUCUCACUUUGACUGUCAUGAGGAGUUUCACUCUUGUAAACCACACAAAGUGAUUGAUGCCACUGGACGACUGCAAGACAUGGUCUGUCAGAAACAUGAUAAACAACUAGAAAUGUACUGUAUCACUGACCAACAAUGCAUCUGUGUGCUGUGUAAGGAGUAUGAACAUAAAAACCACAGAACUGUGUCAAGUGAAGCGCAGAGGAUGGAGAAACAGAAACAGCUGGAGGAGACAAAGAUCAAGUUCCAGCAGAGAAUCCAGCAGAGACAGAAAGACCUUGAGCAGCUUAGAGAGGCUGUGGCGUCUCAUAAGCGCUCUGCACAGACAGCAGUGGAGGACAGUGAGAGGAUCUUUACUGAGCUCAUCUUCUCCAUUGAGAGAAGCCGCUCUGAGAUCACACAGAUGAUCAGAGAUCAGGAAAAGGUUGUAGCGAGUCAUGCUGAAGAACUCAUGGAGAAACUGGAGCAGGAGAUUAAGGUUCUUACGAGGAGAGAUGCUGAGCUGGAGCAACUUUCACACACAAAUGAUCACAUCUAUUUCCUGCUGAGUUUCCAGUCUCUUUCAGCAGCUCCUGGAUCUACAGACAUUCCCAUUGUUCCCUUCAGUUCUCUCUCCUCUUUUGAUAACAUAAGAGAAUCUGUGCUUCAGCUGAAAGUCGAACUGGAGAAUUUCUGCAAAGAGGAGAUCAAGAAGAUCUGUGAUAGAGUCACAUGCACCAACACUGUUCCCAAGACCAGGAACGGCUUUCUACAAUAUUCCCAACAGUUCACUCUGGAUCGAAACACAGUGAAUAACUGCCUCCAGCUGUCUGAGAGGAACAGAGUGAUUACUAACACUGGCACAGAUCAUCUGUAUCCUGAUCAUCCAGACAGAUUUGAUUAUAGGUACCAGGCAUUGUGUAGAGAAAGUGUUAGUGGACGCUGUUACUGGGAGAUUGAGUGGAGUGGGCAAUAUGUGUGUAUAUCAGUGUCAUAUAACAGCAUCAGCAGGAAGGGAAAUGAAUGUUUGUUUGGACAUAAUGAUCAGUCCUGGAGUUUGUUCUGUUUUCCCUCCUGUUACUCAUUUUUUCACAAUGACAAAUGGACUGAUCUCCCUGUAGUGUCCACCAGCUCUAGAAUAGGAGUGUAUGUGGAUCACAGUGCAGGAACUCUGUCCUUCUACAGCGUCUCUGACACAAUGAGCCUCAUCCACACAGUCCAGACCACAUUUACUCAACCGCUCUAUCCUGGGUUUAAUGCUUGGUCUAGAUCAUCAGUGAAACUGUUGGGUUGGUGA
Messenger RNA from Labeo rohita (rohu), 1632 nucleotides. Its product is annotated as tripartite motif-containing protein 16-like. The transcript has 6 exons. NCBI's taxonomy places the organism in Eukaryota, Metazoa, Chordata, Actinopteri, Cypriniformes, Cyprinidae. Gene Ontology annotation, molecular function: zinc ion binding; protein binding. The record is from RefSeq and is a predicted model, not a curated record. The coding region runs from base 1 to 1632 and encodes 543 amino acids.